This is a messenger RNA of Dunckerocampus dactyliophorus (ringed pipefish), 7410 nucleotides long. RefSeq names its product solute carrier family 4 member 11 (gene slc4a11). Gene Ontology annotation, cellular component: basolateral plasma membrane; plasma membrane. The transcript has 21 exons. NCBI's taxonomy places the organism in Eukaryota, Metazoa, Chordata, Actinopteri, Syngnathiformes, Syngnathidae. Gene Ontology annotation, molecular function: solute:inorganic anion antiporter activity. Gene Ontology annotation, biological process: transmembrane transport; monoatomic ion homeostasis; monoatomic anion transport. The record is from RefSeq and is a predicted model, not a curated record. Bases 211 to 2790 code for a protein of 859 amino acids.
CGGCAGUCGGAGCGAGGGAGCCCAGCAAGAGAGCAGAGGUGAUCUGGCACUCGUCAGCCCGGGAUAACACCACCAUGAUGGGUUGACUCUCUGUGGGGGGGGCGGAGGGAGGGAGGCGGUCGGAGAGAGGAAGUGUGUGUGUGUGUGCGUGUGUGUGUGUGUGUGUGAGCGUUCCACGCCACCACCACCGCCGCCACCACGCGCUCAGCCAUGGAGACCAACAAAGUUCUUCAUUUUGUGCCGUUGGAAGCGCCUCCCUCUGGCAUGUCCAAGAAUGGGUACUUCUUUCAAGAAAUGGAGCAGAGGGAGGUGGAGCAGGACGAGGACCACGAGGGCCCGGAGGAGGGACAGGACUCGCCCAUCGCCUGUGAGGAUGACAUCCACCUGUACGACAACCAGAUCAGCCCGGGACCAGAAAGCGACGACUCAGGCUGCGUGCUGCUCAACACAUCCAGGAAGUAUGUGAAGCUGAUGAACUUCGAGGAGGAGAUCCGUGCCCACCGUGACCUGGACGGCUUCCUGGCGAGGGCGAGCAUCCUGUUGGAUGAGACGGCGGCAUCCCUGGACGACGUCCUGAAGAGGAUGCUGCACCACAUGGGUCAGGACAGCAAUGCCCCGGAGCCCAGCUGCAACUUCGAGGAGGUGAUGAGUUUGCUUUUCACCGACGCGGGCGCGCAGGAAGUCAACGCAGACAAGUCUCAGAGUUUUGUUUUCUUUGAUGACGUCCACCUGCUGUCAGAGACCAUCCAGGGGGUGACGGCCACCGACACAGGAGUCCAUUACCAGCAGUCCUGGCUCUGCAUACUCUGCAACGUGAAGAACCUGCAGAGGCGUCACGUGUGCAUCUCCCGCCUGGAGAGGCCGCAGAACUGGGGGGAGAACUGCUGCGAGGUCCGCUACGUCAUCCUUGUCCUGGCGCCGCUCAAAAUGAAAAGCACCAAGACGGCGAUGGAGCUGGGCAGGACGUUCGCCACGCUCUUCUCGGACAUCUCCUUCCGACAGAAGCUCCUGGAGACCAAGACACAGGAGGAAUUCAAGGAGGCGUUGGUGUUCCAGCGGCACCAGCUGACUGCCGCCAACCAGCAGCCCACCGCCCUGGGCAAGGAGGAGACGGACCCCCGCAGUCAGAAGCCCCUCAAGUGUAAAGAUUUCCUGAGAGCGGGCCGGGGGAUUUACGAGGACCUGUGUCGCAGACUGCCUCUCUACGCCUCUGACUUCACAGAUGGUAUUGUGGGCAAUAACAAGGCCCUGCUGAAGUACAUGACCACCGCCAUCUUUCUCUACAUCGCCAUCCUGCUGCCCGCCAUCGCUUUUGGCUCCCUCAACGAUGAGAGCACGCGCGGCGAGAUUGAUGUGCGGAAGACCAUCAUCGGCCAGAGCAUCGGAGGCGUCAUCUACUCCCUGUUUGCUGGUUCCCCUCUGGUCAUCCCCCUGACCACAGCUCCCCUCGCCAUCUUCAUCAGUGUGAUCCGAGGAAUCUGCGAUGACUACAACCUGGACUUCCCGGCCUUCUACGCCUGCAUCGGCUUGUGGAACUGCUUCUUUCUCAUCCUGGGAGGAGUUUUCAACGUGAGCCUGGUCAUGAAGCUCUUUAAAAGGUCAACAGAGGAGGUGAUUGCUCUCUUCAUCUCCAUUGCCUUCGUGGUGGACGCUGUCAAGGGAACAGUCAAAAUCUUCCAGAGGUACUACCACCCAACAAUGCUCGCCAAUGCGAGCACAGGUCAGUUGAGGCAUGUGGCAGAGCUGCUGGAGAGCAACAAAAGCAAUGUGACAGGGACGACGGCGUCCUCGGUGCUGCACGUCUUGCCUGAGACGCUGAUCCACUGCACGCGAGAAAGGCCCGUCCUCUGUCUGCUGCUCAUGAUGGGAACCUUGUGGAUGGGAUACACACUCUACCAGUUUAAGAGGAGUCCGUUCCUGCACGCCAAAGUGAGGGAGGUGUUGUCCGACUGCGCCCUGCCCAUCUCAGUGCUGCUCUUCUCCUUCAUUGGGUCGUACCUGUUCAGUGACAUUGAGCUUCCAGUCUUCAAAGUUCACGAUCGGCCCAUCUUCAACGUGGCUCCCUUCGAGCGCCUGUCGGCCAUGAACGUGCUCAGCGCCAUGGGCCUGGGCUUCCUCCUGGCCCUCCUCAUCUUCAUCGACCAGAACAUUGUGGUGUCGCUGACCAACGCGCCAGAGAACAGGCUGUUAAAGGGCACGGCGUACCACUGGGACCUGAUGCUGUCGGGCCUCAUCAACAUCCUGAUGUCAGUGCUGGGGCUGCCUUGGAUGCACGCCGCCUUCCCGCACUCCACGCUGCACGUGCGCCAGCUGGCCUUCGUGGAGCAGCGUGUGGAGGGAGGACACCUCUACGAGACUAUCGUGCAGGUGAAGGAAACGCGCCUGACCUCGCUGGCCGCCAACAUCUUCAUCGGUGUGUCGGUGCUGCUGCUGCCCGUCCCGCUGCAGUGGAUCCCCAAACCUGUCCUGUACGGCCUCUUCCUCUACAUCGCACUCACCUCCAUCGAUGGCAACCAGAUGUGCGACCGCAUGGCCCUCCUCCUCAAGGAGCAGACGUCUUACCCGCCCACCCACUACAUCCGCAAAGUGCCCCAGAGGAAGAUCCACUACUUCACCUUCCUGCAGAUGAUGCAGCUGCUGGUGCUGUGCACAUUUGGCAUGUACCCCAUCCCCUACAUGAAGAUGAUCUUCCCUCUGGUUAUGAUCCUGCUCAUCCCCAUCAGGAACAGCGUGCUUCCCCGCAUCAUUGAGGCCAAAUACUUGGACAUCAUGGAUGCCCAGCACAUGUAGCUACAGAAGAAAGGAGUGCCGCAUGCAGUAAAGACAUUGGGAGUCCAAGAAGGGCAAAGAAAAAAAAAGAGAUAUUUUUCAAUGCAAAAACUGUGCAGAGUCAUAAAGGAACUUGGAAAAAAACAAAGCAACGAUUUUUGUAUUAGAACAUUCCGCUGGAGAAACAGAAAGCUGCACCGCAGGAAAUACUAAAGAGGAGCGAACGGACGGAAUCUCGAUGGGACAAUCCAGGACGUCCAGUGGACAGCCCCACCCCGUCCCUUUGCAGUGUGUCCAUGUCUGUGUGCUAUCUUGUGGCUAAGUCCUUGAACUGCUCGCUAACGCCGUGUAAGUACGAGCUCUGGCAACUCGGUGGAAUGGCACCGUGUCACGUGACGUCGCGUCACGUGACAUCGCGUCAUUCACUGUUGGGACGCUUUAGUCACGUGACGUACUUACACUGUGUUGGUUAGUUGUUAAAUACUUCUCCAUGGAGUACGACAGUGGACUUUUUCUUUUCUAUGUUCCUCUCACUCUGCUCUUUAACAUUCCAUGAAGGACGCGCGUCUUUUCUUUCCACUCCAUGCAUUUUUCCUGCUUUCUGUCAAAAAAAAGACUAUUUUUAUGGGUGAGGAGGUGGAAGACAAAUUCCCUUUCAACAUUCAUUCAAAGCAUUGCAUCGAUAUUUGGAACAGGGGUGUCCAUAGUGCAGCCGGGGGGCCAUUUUUGGCCCGCAGCUCAUUUUUGAUUGGCCCUCACCAUAUUGUAAAAAUAGAUUAUUAAUAAGAUAUAUUGUUAUUAGCUUAGAUGUGUAUGUUUUGUUCAGAUAGCUUAGCAUUGACCUAUCAGUAAAUUUGGGCAAACAAAAAAAUCCCACUUCUUCUCCAUGAUUCUACUUUUUCUGUAACAAAUUUGUCAAAAUGUUAUUAUUUUUAUUAUUAUUUUGUUUAUUUCAUUCAUUCAUUCAAAGCUUUCCAAUGUCAAAAUGUCCACGUCAUCUGUUGGUCGCAUUCCAGAAAUGCCCAGUAUUCCCAAAAUCCCCACUGGCAUUCCCCACCAUACCAACUUUAUUUCUAAAGCACUUUAACAACAACCACAGCUGAAGCAAAGUGCUGUAAAUCAGAGCAGUCAGAUGUGCUAAAAAGGUGAAAACUAAUAUUGAAAUCAAGUUAGGAAACACAACUAAAAGGCACUUGUUCUCAAAUAUCAUAAAAAGUUAUUUGAUCAAACAUAUCAAAUAAAAGUGAUUUAAUACAAAUUCACCCAGAAUUUGAUAUAAAAAUGAGAAUUUUCCCUUUUAAUGUCUGAUGUCUAAACCGAUUCAGACCAGUGUUAGCGUCGAAACACUCAUUGACAACUUAGCAGGACAUUUGUGCCAUCAAAAUUCCCACUUUUUCCCCGUAAUUCUGCAUUUUCCAAAACGCAUCCCCCUUGAAAAGGAAAAUUAAUUUGAAUCCGUUCCUCUCACUGCGCUCUAUCGGAACCUUUCACAUUCUACUGUAACAGUCUACUAUACUAUACUAUACUUUACAUUAUACAAUACUUUAACAUGCCCUAUUCUGCCCUAUUCGUGAGGGUUACCGGCGGUUCAGAGAAAAAAAAAAGUGAAAAAACACCCAUAAAAAUGUCUUUUUGGCUCUCUAACAAAGCCUGGAUUAUGCUGCUACGUCGAGGCGCCACCGUACUCGAUGCCGACUCGCUCCUCCACCUCCAAACCCUUCUCCUAGCUUGAUGUUGAUCUUUCCUCCAAUUUCGGAUCAACAUUUGAAAUAAGAGACUGAUGUAAUUAUUAGAUUCGAUUCAAGCUCCAAUAACCCUCCCUGCCUCGUUCUAAUUGCCGUAGUUCACUGGUGACGAAGGAAGCUAACAAGCUAAAUGCACAGGAACAUAAUCCAGGUCUAAGCACUAAAUAUGCCGCACACGCUUAUUAAACACAUUUUUGAAGUAUAAAAUGUAUCGGCACGCAUCACUAAUGAUGGAUAAUCUAAGAUGAACAAACCAGAUGGACUCGGAGUCGCAGUGUAGCCUUUAGCCUGGUCGUCAGGCGAGUGCAACGACUGUGCUUCCGUCUUCUGUGGGGCCACCUUGAUCACCCUCUAAAGCAGCUAACGGCUCCAUAGGAUGCUGGGUCGUCCCGGCUAGUCGGUGAAGGCAUUUCUCCAAGCCGCGUCUACAUAACUUCUAUACACUGCUUGCCUGUUGUAAUCUUACUCUGACGUCACAGCUAAAUGUCAUGCAUGCAUGCUGUAUCAUCACAUAUUUAUCAAUUAUUACUAACUCAGGGUGAAUGAGAUGUGUUUCGUGCAACAAAAAAAGGCAGAGAGAGAAAAAAGCAUGAAUGGGCGGGUUUCAAUUCAAUUAAUUUGACCAAAAAUCUGCAAAUUUGCAGGAACAUGAAUGCUGAAUUGUGAAUAUGCAGCUAUUCACUGUACUAUCCUUUAACAUUCCGCUAUUCUUGAACAUCCUGUUACAGUGGUGUGAAAAAAGUGUUUGCUCCCUUCCUGAUUUUUUUUUGUGUGUGUCUGUCACACAAUGUUUUAGAUCAUCAAACAUAUUUAAAUAUUAGUCAAUGCCAACACAAAUGAACACAAAGUGCAGUUUUUAAAUGAAACUUUUUUAUUAUUAAGGGAGGAAAAAAGUCCAACGCUACAUGGCCCUGUGUGAAAAAGUGAUUGCCCCCUAAACCUAAUAAGUGGUUGGGCCACCCUUAGCAGCAAACAACUGUAAUCAAGCGUUUGUGAUAACUUGCAAUGAGUCUCUUACAGCGCUGUGGAGGAAUUUUGGCCCACUCAUCUUUGCAGAAUUGUUGUAAUUCAGCCACAUUGGAGGGUUUUCCAGCAUGAACACCUUUUUAAGGUCAUGCCACAGCAUCUCAAUAGGAUUCAGGUCAGGACUUUGACUAGGCCACUCCAAAGUCUUCAUUUUGUUUUUCUUCAUCCAUUCAGAGGUGGACUUGCUGGUGUGUUUUGGAUCAUUGUCCUGCUGCAGAACCCAAGUUGCUUUCAGCUUGAGGUCACCAACAGAUGGCCGGACAUUCUCCUUCAGGAUUUUUUGGUAGACAGCAGAAUUCAUGGUUCCAUUUAUCACAGCAAGUCUUCCAGGUCCUGAAGCAGCAAAACAGCCCCAGACCGUCACACUACCACCACCAUAUUUUACUGUUGGUAUGAUGUUCUUUUUCACACAUGGUCGUGUGGGUUUGGAUUUUUUUUUCUCCCUUAAUAGUAAAAAGUUUCAUUUGAAAACUGCAUUUUGUGUUCAGUUGUGUUGCCAUUGACUAAUAUUUAAAUUUGUUUGAUGAUAUGAAACAUUUAAGUGUGACAAACAUGCAAAAAAAUAAGACAUCAGGAAGGGGGCAAACACUGUUUUACACCAAUGUACACUUCCGCAUUCCAUAAAGGACGCGCGUCUUUUCAUUCCAUUCUUGACAUUAGUCUUGCUUUCUGUCUGCUCCUUCAAAAAAACAUUUUAUGGGUGAGGAGGUGAAAAGUAGAUGAAAAAAAAGAAGCUAUACAGUAUAUUGUGUCAUGAUUUAGAAUGGCAGCACAAACCAAAACAUGUAGUUCAACCUUUAUUAAAUGCGUAUAUUAGAAUAUGUUAUUGCUUUAGGUUGCAUCGAGUUUGAAAUAUUUGUUUGUCUUUUGGAAAUGCUUAUCUUAUCUAAGGAGCUUUACGUUACUCCAAGUGGGGUUCAUGCUGGUGUUACAACACAACACAACACAGGCACACACCACUCUAGUGGUGCAGUGCUCGACAACACAGACACACACAGAAAACACAUCAUUUUUGUAGCCUCUAUUUGUUUUGAUUUGAAAAUGUUCAAUAAUCUUUUGGAUUCAGAAAAAUGCGAUUUGUACGCUUCUGUAUUGCUUUUCAGACGACGGCGAGAGGAAGCGUCGUCGUCAAUACCCAGCAAUACCGUGCAGAAAAGCUCAGCGAGGAGGCCGUGACCCGUCAACGGAAACUAUUUUUUAACACACACAACUUUUUUCCAGCUCCCUCGUGCAGCUCAGAUGCUAGAAAGAUGUCCAAGCUUAAAGCCCUUGUCUCGCAAGACAUUUGCAUAAUCCUUGGACCGAGCCUUAAGUCUCAAGGCCUCGCUGGCAGAGUCAGACUCACAUGUACAGUUUCAGAUGCAAAACGCUGACUUUUUAUCUUCUUCUUCAUCCUGAUCCACAGUGUUUGUUUCUGACUUACACUAACGUGACUGUGUUGUUGUUGUUGUUGUUGGUAGUUUCUCUGUACGGAUCAUUCUGGAAUCACAGCAAGAGGACGUUCCAACACUCUUGUUUGUGCCCAACCCGCGCCCCCACCCCCAAAAUAUGAAUUAGUUUGAACAUUCCGUAACGUGCUGUUAUGUUUUCUUUUUUCUUUCACAGAGCCUACUUUUCUAACCAUGAAUGUAAGACAUGUGGGUUUUUAUAUAGCGUACUAAUUUAGGUGUCAAACACAACCUGUAAUUUUGUCUAAAAGAUCAGCUAUAUUUGUAAGCUGUAAAAAUGAGAAAAAACAGAAUGUGUUGGUUUAUUAUAGUAUAUAAAUAAAUAAAUAUAUAUAUAUAUAUAUAUAAUGUACACUGAAGAAGAGAGACUGUCUCAAGCUGUUUGCCAAAUAAAAAGUAGUAGAUGUAAAAAAAAAAAAAUC